UGGAUGAAUACGGGAACCCUACGUCGCCUCCUCCGCCGCUGACGGUGAUGACGCCGGUGAAAGACACGAGUUCGAGGUCCCGAGCACCGAGUGCACCGGUUACCCCGCGAAUCGCAUCACCCAUGCCAUCGACCGCUCAGGUAGCUCAGAAAAAACCGUCCCCGCCGAUGGCAGAGGUACGGAGUCGGGCAUCGAGUACCGCGAGCCAGAAACCACCCCCGCUCACCGUACCAGCACCCCCAAACCACGUAUUACCAGAGUUCGACGUGUGUUUCCCUCCCCCGAAACCUUCGCGAGGAUUACGGCGGCAAAUAUCGAGUAUGCUUCACGGUCACGGCGGGGCUGGGAGCACAGGAAGACCAGUACGAUGCGCACUACCGACUGGGAUGAAGAGGGCGGUGUGUAUUGGCGUGCACGGAUACUUUCCUCACCCCGCCGUCCGAAGUGUGCUCGGUCAACCGACGGGUACAUCCGUGAAAUUCGCCACGAUGGCCGCUGAAGCUGUCAAACGCUGGUUUGACACAAACAAUCCCGGAACAGAGCUCCAAAUCGAGAAAAUCGCACUAGAAGGCGAAGGCCUCGUCCACACCCGCCUGGAAACACUCUGGAAACUCUUAUUACAGUACGUCGACAUCGUCCAAACCGCAGAUCUUCUCUUCAUCGCUGCACACUCCCAAGGAUCUCCCGUGGCGAUACAGUUAUUAGCGAGACUUGUCGAGGAAGGAUACAUUCGGGAUGGAGCGAGGGUUGGGGUAUUGUGUAUGGCUGGGAUACAUAUGGGGCCGUUUAGGGAGUUGGGAGAGAUGUAUCUUACGAAGACUUAUAAUGCGCUCGAAAGGGGUGCCGCGAGGGAGUUGUAUGAGUUUCAGGAUACGGGGGGACGGGUGUCGAGGAGGUAUCAGGAGGCGUUGAGGGUUGUGUUGGCGAGUGGGGCGAAGAUGUGUUUGGUUGGCUCGUUGGAUGAUCAGUUGGUGCCAUUAUAUUCCGCCGUUUUCUCACACCUUUCGCAUCCAUCGAUCUACCGAGCAGUCUUUGUCGACGGACAGAUAUACGCACCAUUCCUCGCUCGACUGAUUGGCUUCGCGAUGCGCAUGCGGAAUGCGGGUGGGAAGGAUCAUAGUUUGAUUAUGGAGAUUUCGUCAGCGUUGGCAGGGAGUUUGUUGGGUGGGAAGGGACAUAGUAGGUUGUAUCACGAGGAAGCGGUCUACGAUCUCGCACUCCGAUAUACGCUCGAAACCACGACUGCGGCACCAGUCGCACCCAAAGUCACGCCAUUCCACGCGGAGAAACGAAAGGAAAAUCCUUUUGCGUUGCCGUUUGCGAUGAGGGGGAUUAUUGAUGAUCCAAUGGUGAGCAGGGAAGCGAGUUUUAGUGAGGAGGUGGAUAAACUCCGAGGAGAGUUUGAGGCGUGGAAGCCGAGUACGAAGCCGUUGAAGGAUUUGAAGUACAGGCUUGAGCCCAUACAGAGUACGGAGGAUCAAGGUUAA
Saitoella complicata NRRL Y-17804 is the source of this 1487-nucleotide messenger RNA. RefSeq lists its product as uncharacterized. The transcript is spliced from 2 exons. The coding region runs from base 48 to 1487 and encodes 479 amino acids. The record is from RefSeq and is a predicted model, not a curated record. NCBI's taxonomy places the organism in Eukaryota, Fungi, Ascomycota, Saitoellomycetes, Saitoellales, Saitoellaceae.